Molecule: messenger RNA, 3116 nt
Organism: Corythoichthys intestinalis (scribbled pipefish)
Lineage: Eukaryota; Metazoa; Chordata; Actinopteri; Syngnathiformes; Syngnathidae
Gene: stam2
Product: signal transducing adaptor molecule (SH3 domain and ITAM motif) 2
Exons: 14
Coding region: 119-1855 (578 amino acids)
Biological process (GO): signal transduction
Cellular component (GO): endocytic vesicle
Molecular function (GO): ubiquitin binding; phosphatidylinositol binding
Source: RefSeq, a predicted model, not a curated record
GAAAUGGGUGCAAUUUUACCUUAACUUCUGCGUUAAAUAAAUACAUUUUAGGCUCAGAUUAAGAAUACACACCUUGAAUUAACAAAUUAAAUAAUAUUUAUUUAGGAAAUUAUUAAUAAUGAAAGUAAAUACAUUUUCUUUCUUUAAAAAACGUGAAGGAAGAAAAACGGAUCAGGCACCUCCAAAGACAGCCAAGUUCCCGGAAGUGCAGACAGUGCGACUUUACUGGACAAGGAAUCGAUAUUUAUUUAGCUUCUUUUUCCAUCGAACUAACCUGACACCGCACUAUAUCCCCUUGGACACUGUGUUGUACCUCUUCAUAAUGCCUUUAUUUGCCCAAAACCCAUUUGAUCAAGAUGUGGAAAAGGCGACCAAUGAAACAAACACGACAGACGACUGGGGACUUAUUAUGGACAUCUGUGAUAGGAUUGGAACUGUGCCCAAUGGAGCCAAGGACAGCCUGAGGUCUAUCAUGAAGCGAGUCAACCAUAAAGUGCCUCAUGUUGCCAUGCAGGCGCUCAAUUUGCUGGGUGCCUGCGUGUCCAACUGUGGCAAAAUCUUCCACUUGGAGAUUUGCUCCAGAGAGUUUGCGAGUGAAGUGCGCAGCGUGCUGGGAAGGGCGCACCCCAAGGUGUGCGAGAAGCUGAAGGCGCUGUUGGUAGAGUGGGCCGAAGACUUCCAGAAGGAUCCUCAGCUCAGCUUGAUCAGCGCCACAAUCAAGUCGCUGAAAGAGGACGGCAUCAGCUUCCCGACUGUGUCCUCACAGGGAUCCAAUGUGAAGGUCAGCAGCGCUCCUGCCGUGAGCAAAGCAAUGGAUGACGAUGAUCUGGCCAAAGCCAUCGAGCUCUCCUUGCAAGAACAGAAGCAGCAGGCCGAAUCGCGCCCUCCGACGCUGACCGCCGAUUCCCCUAACUACGCUAACAGCGAAGGCAGCAGCACGACGCAGGAAGCGCGCAAAGUCCGAGCACUUUACGACUUUGAGGCGGCCGAGGACAACGAGCUCACUUUCAAAGCCGGAGAGCUCAUCCUGGUUUUGGAUGACAGUGAUCCAAACUGGUGGAAAGGCGAGAACCAUCGUGGCGUUGGUCUCUUCCCGUCCAAUUUUGUCACCACAAACCUGAACACUGAACCAGAAACAGUGCAAACAGUGGAGAAAGUGGUCAGUGCAGAGGAGUCGAUCGUCGAACCCAAAAUUGAGCCUGAGCCCAUUUUCAUUGAUGAGGGGAAGAUGGACAAAACGUUGGCACUGCUGCAGAACACCGAUCCUGCAGAUCCAAAUCUAAACUCAUCCGAGCUGAUGCAGCUGGAAGGCGCGUGCGAGCAGAUGAACCCCAUGAUUGACGAUAAGCUGCAAGAGAUUGACAGGAAGCACUCAGAGUUGUCGGAGCUCAACGUGAAGGUUCUGGAAGCUCUAGAGCUUUAUAACAAGCUUAUGAAUGAGGCGCCACUCUACCAGUCCUACUCUAAAAUGGCCCAGUUUGGAACUACGCCCCCACCAGCUACCAUGCAGGGUUACCAUGGCCAAGUCGCCGCCGGUGCAGCUGGCUACCUACCCCCUGCUGUACCUCAGCCACCAGCCUACAGUAUGCCCAGCGACCAGCCUGGAGCACUGCAUUCUCUGCCCAACAACAGCCAAGCUGGACUUCCGACAUACAUGAGCAACCUUGGCUCGCAUCCUCAUCACUACAUCAACCCGGCAGCCGGUGGCACCGGUUACCCCCAGAUGCCAGUGGACAUGUCAGCCUACAUGAACACCACCAUGCCGCCCGGGUCCUACCCUCCUCUCCCUCCUUCCACCGCCGCCCCGCAGCAACACCACCAACAAGGGGCGUAUUACCAGAAGCCCCUCCUCUAAACAAAAUAGUACUUUGCACCUGUAUGUGUGUGUGUGUGUUUGUGUGUAAGUGCAUGUGUCCCAGUCUACAUGACGACUACUUCUUCUGUGAAACGUCCCUGAAGCAAGAACGGACACACCCUUUCCCCGCCCUCAUUUUGUCUUUUAAUACCAAACUGAUAGUUUUAUUCUUUGACGUGAAUGCGCGCAAAGGCCACCUGCGUGUUUUCAAGUACAUGAGCCCUGUUGACACUGCUUUUUUCUCAUCAUCACGUGUGCCCUGCCAGACAAAUCUGUUGGCAGUAGAGAGAAAAAAAGGGUUCUUCCUAUGAAGAGUUCGUCAACUAUGAUGGAGUAUUAAGGCCAAUCAAACGGGAUAAAGUCGAAUUAUUACAGGAAUAAAGUCGUACAUUACAAUACUACGAGAAAUAAGUUGCAAUAUUAUGAGAAAAAAGUUGAAAUAUUACCAGAAUAUAGUCGUUUGGAGUAUGAUUACCAGAAAAAGUUGUAAUAUUACAUUUAAGUCAUAAUAUUACUUUUUUCUUCAUAAUAUUACGACUUUAAUCUCGUAAUAUUACAAUUUAUGACUUAAUACUUAUAAUACGGCAACUUUUUUCUCACUUCAACAUGUUUUUAUUCACUUAGUAUUACAAUUUUAUUCUUGUAGUUCCAUUUUUUUUGUUCUUUGUUUGGCCCUAAUACUCAGAUUGCAGAUUUCAACAUAAAUUGGUAUAAGAAGUUACUUUAUUGCUGCUGACGUGAAGUCUGUUGAAGUUGAACUGCAAGUUUUCACUCCUCAAAAGCCCCUCUCACACUGCUGUCUGUUAAAAUGAGGUUUCAAAAGCCCUUUUCAUGCCUGUUUGUGUUAGAUUUUUUUGUGUUAGGUAGCAACACAGCAUUCUAGCUUUUAGAUGAACUCUUUUCAUUCAGCAUUUCCAGAAAAUGGAAAGAACUUUUGACAACCAACGUCUCCCUCCGUUUUUCAUCCAUGUCAAUCGUCAACAUUUCCAGCAUCCAUUUCCUACAUCUUUUUUGUGACCCCGUGAUGUAUAUUUUCAAUGUACAGUCGCACCUUAGCUUUGUAUUUACCACUGGAGGCCUUGUCCACCUGCGUAUCGACGAUGCCAGCGUCACACAGGUGUGCUGCUACUGCGCUUGUGUAUUAUAAAGAAGCAUAAUAAUGAUAAUAAAUGUAUAUAUUCCAGCAAAGUGCUCUUUUACCCUUUUGUAACUUGAUGUUCUUUCAGAAAAUAAAAAAAUACAACAAACUGGAGUACGUAUG